AGAGAGAGAGAGAGCAGAGAGAGAGAGGCAGCUUUAAUACAGUGGUAGUCAAUCACUCAACGCUAGCAGUCAGAGAGAGAGAGAGAGAGAGAGAGAGAGUGGGGGAGAGAAGGAGAGAUUGGAGAAGAAGCCAGUCGUUCGUCCCUCAGUCCACACUCUUAGUUUACAGGCAGCCAGGCAGAUUUUCUUGGCUUGCACACUGCGCUCAUGACAGGAUUAGGAGUCGGGGACGCAGGACCAACCGGAGAUCUGCAGGUCCUCGUGGACAAGCCAGAGCCAGAUUCUCUCCCUGCACAGCUGUGACUGGCCUCCUGUGUCCCGUCACACCAAUCCUCUAACAACCGAGGUUGACCUGAUUACCUAGAGGCCUCCCUCUCCUCUUUCAUCAUGCGUGUCCUCACUACCCUCCUCCUUUUACUGCUCCUCCGGUCAGCUGAGCCCCGGAGAGGUCCUCGGUCAGGAGGUGCUGGGGGCCGGCUACGGGGCAGAGGCAGGGCUGGUGUCAUGAGGCGUCAAACUCAGGAGUGUAAGGAAUACAUGGAGGCAGGGGAGAAGUACCUGGACUGCCAGGACAGACAGCUGACCACUGUGAUGCAGGACUGGCCUAAAGAUAUUCAUCACCUGUUGCUGGCAAGAAAUAAAAUUCAGGUUUUGAGGGAUAACAUGUUCUCCCAGUUCACCCAGCUGAAGAGCUUGGACCUCCAGCAGAACGACAUCUCCAUGGUGGAGGAGCAAGCCUUCAGCGGCCUAUCCCAGCUCACCACACUACUCCUCCAGCACAAUGGACUAAAAACAGCAUCCGAGGAGGUUCUGCUUCCUCUUCCACGCCUUACCUACCUCCGUCUCUAUGACAACCCCUGGAACUGCCACUGCUCAUUGGACAGCUUGGUCAGGACCCUACAAGUGCCGAGCAACCGUAACUUAGGCAACUAUGCCAAGUGUGAUGAGCCCCUGUCUCUGAGAGGACAGAAGCUGAAGACGGUGAAAGUGGACUUGUUGUGUGAGGACAACCAGGUGGACCCCAAGCCGGGGAGAGGAGAUGGAGGACGACCAAGGCCUCCGCCAGUUAAAGUGAAGCCGGAUGCAACGUCCAUGUGCCACACUUAUAUGUUCCCCAAACCUCUGCUGGACUGCAGCCACAAAGAUUUGAACCACAUCCCGUCUGAUCUGCCAUCUGACAUUGUGAAGAUGGAUUUGUCCAGUAACAUCAUCAAACAUCUCAGGCCCAAACAGUUCCUGCUGUCUAAAGACCUCAAGCAGCUCAACCUUAGCGGCAACAGCCUGCACCAUAUAGACCCAGCUGCAUUUGCAGGUCUGCUGUACCUCCGUGAGCUCGACCUUUCCAACAACAGCCUCCAUUACUUUCCAUACGGUGUACUAGAGGACCUCUACUUCCUACGAAAGCUUUCGCUGGAGAACAACCCCUGGAUCUGUGAUUACAACAUUCACUACUUGAUCUACUGGCUCAAGCAUCAUCCUGGUGUCUUCUACACGGGUCUGAUCUGCUCUGAGCCUCAGGAGUUCAGGGGAUGGCGUGUUGAAGAUUAUGUUAAGACCUACAACGGGGAGUGUCCUAAGGACAGGCAAACAGAGAUGGAGACGGGACAAGGAAAUCAAGGGGGUGGUGAAAAUGAGGCUCAGGAGGUUGUAGGGGGGACAGGUGAUGGGCAGGGUGGGCGUCUACCUCGACCCCUGAAAGAGAAGAAGCCCAACAGGAUUGAAAUCAUCAGACUGAGCUAGACUGAAGGAGGGUCAAUUAGAAAAAGGUCAAAUGUUGGAGUGUUAGUGGUACAAUUUCAGGAUAAAAUCAGAAUUUUAAUUAUAUUUUUAAAUUUUUAAUCAGUAUAUGACGGCAGUGGCAUAUUGCUGUACCUUAAAAUGUUUAGAAGAAGCAGUCUUUUUUUUUAUUAUAUCUUUUUGCAGAACCUUCCCAAUCUAGACUGUAUCAGAUCUAGUAACCCACUACCCACUCUGCUGAACUACAGGUGCUCUUUUUCUGUUACACUAAAUUUGUUAUACUGUUUUUUCAGAAAUUAGUUUUUGGUCUUUAUGUAUUAAUGUAUGAUAUUGUUUACUUGUUUUCUGGAAAUAAAAUUGGGUUUAUUUUUUCUGAAGA
Messenger RNA from Sphaeramia orbicularis (orbiculate cardinalfish), 2116 nucleotides. RefSeq names its product leucine rich repeat containing 17 (gene lrrc17). Gene Ontology annotation, molecular function: protein binding. The transcript is spliced from 5 exons. Gene Ontology annotation, cellular component: plasma membrane. Lineage: Eukaryota; Metazoa; Chordata; Actinopteri; Kurtiformes; Apogonidae. Bases 388 to 1740 code for a protein of 450 amino acids. The record is from RefSeq and is a predicted model, not a curated record.